AACUCCGUCCAAUCAGUCGCUGCUAGAGUUCCGGCGGUUGCGAAUCGGGAUCCUCGUUCCCUUGAUGAUCCAGGGACGGAGCGCUGAAAUUGAUCACCCGACGCGCAUUCCUCUCGUGUCUCGAUGCCGAAUUAUGUAAUUGAAUGGGGGCCGUUAUGUAAGGACGAGCGGUGAGCGCGCGCGGCAGGUGUUGGUGAGCAGUGCGAAGUGUUCCGAAAUAUGUUUAUUUGAGCGGAGUGAGGUGCAAGCUGCAAAAUGGCGGACUUAGAGGCAGUGCUGGCCGAUGUCAGCUAUCUCAUGGCCAUGGAGAAGAGCAAGUGCACGCCAGCUGCGAGGGCCAGCAAGAAGAUUGUGCUGCCCGACCCCAGCGUUCGCAGCGUGAUGCACAAGUAUCUGGAGAAGAAGAACGAGGUGAACUUCGACAAGAUCUUCCAUCAAACGUUAGGUUAUCUAUUAUUUAAGGAUUUUUGCGAAAACCUGUCCGAAGUUCCCGUGCCUCAGCUUCGCUUCUACGAAGAGAUAAAGGCUUACGAGAAGCUCGAAUGCGCCGAAGAUAGGAUGAAGCAGGCGAGGGAUAUCUAUGAUAACUUUAUCAUGAAGGAGCUGCUGGCGAGGUCACACGACUACUCGAAGGAGUGCCUCCAGCACGUGCAGAAACACCUAAUGAAGAACGACGUUCCAGUCACACUGUUCGAGCCUUACAUAGAAGAAAUUUAUAACCAUUUAAGGGACGAGCCGUUCAAGAAAUUUUUAGAAAGCGAGAAGUACACUAGGUUUUGUCAAUGGAAAAAUUUAGAGUUAAAUAUACAGCUGACCAUGAACGACUUCAGCGUCCACAGGAUAAUAGGCAGGGGCGGCUUCGGCGAGGUGUACGGCUGUCGGAAGGCGGACACGGGGAAGAUGUACGCGAUGAAGUGUCUGGACAAGAAGAGGAUAAAAAUGAAGCAAGGGGAGACGCUGGCGCUGAACGAGCGCAUCAUGCUGUCGCUGGUCAGCACGGGCCAGGAUUGUCCCUUCAUAGUCUGUAUGACGUACGCGUUUCACACCCCCGACAAGCUCUGCUUCAUCCUGGACUUGAUGAACGGCGGCGACUUGCACUACCACCUCAGUCAGCACGGCGUCUUCAACGAGUCCGAGAUGAAGUUUUACGCCGCCGAAGUGAUAUUAGGUUUGGAACAUAUGCAUAGGAGGUAUAUUGUAUAUAGAGAUUUAAAACCUGCAAAUAUUCUAUUAGACGAACACGGCCAUGUUCGGAUAUCAGAUUUAGGUCUAGCCUGUGAUUUUUCGAAAAAGAAACCCCACGCUAGCGUAGGAACUCACGGUUACAUGGCACCGGAAGUGCUGUCGAAAGGCACGGCGUACGAUUCCAGUGCGGACUGGUUCAGUUUCGGCUGCAUGUUGUACAAAUUACUGAAGGGCCAUUCGCCUUUUCGUCAACACAAGACCAAAGACAAGCACGAGAUCGACAGGAUGACACUGACAAUGAACGUCGAACUUCCCGAUUCGUUCAGCAAAGAACUGAAGUCCUUACUCGAAGGGCUGCUGCAAAGGGACGUCGAUAAAAGACUGGGCUGCAAGGGCAACGGGGCGGACGAAGUGAAGGAGCACCCGUUCUUCGCGGGGAUCGACUGGCAGCAGGUAUAUUUGCAGAAGUACACGCCGCCGCUGAUACCGCCGAGGGGGGAGGUGAACGCGGCGGACGCCUUCGACAUCGGGUCGUUCGACGAGGAGGACACGAAGGGGAUCAAGCUAACCGACGCCGACCAGGAGCUCUACAAGAACUUCCCGCUGGUCAUCUCCGAGCGGUGGCAGAACGAAGUCGCCGAGACCGUCUUCGAGACCAUCAACUUCGAGGCGGACAAAGUCGAGCACAAGAAGAAAGCCAAGCAGAAGAAGCUCUUCGACCUCGACGAGAAAGAGUCCGACUGCAUCCUCCACGGCUACAUCAAGAAGCUCGGCGGCCCGUGGACGUCCAACUGGCAGAUGAGGUACGCGAAGCUGUACCCCAACCGGCUCGAGCUCCACCCGGACUCGGCCAAGCCGGAGAUGGUGUUCAUGGACCAGGUGGAGGAGGUCAGUCCCGAGCUCGUCCAGGUGAAAAACGAAAACUGCAUCGUCGUCAGGAUGAGGGACGGCAAGAUCGUCCUCACGAAUCCGGACGAAAUAGGCCUAAAAGAAUGGCUUACGUCACUCAAGUCUGCUCACAAGCUGUCUCAGGAGUUACUCGGUUCCAUGGCGAAGAAGGCCGGGAAGAUCUACGGAACGGAUUCGAACAAUAAAAAUGCGAUAAUAGCGGCACAUCGUAACACAAACGGUAACUAAAAAGCGAAGAGUCCUGCAGUGAAGAGGGAAAGAGUCAAUGCGGGCUACAAGCGAUUUCGCGAAGAUAAAAAUUUCUUGCAAUGUCUAGGCACUAUUGUUGUUGCUCCCUAUUUUUUAUUAGUUUAUGUUUUAAUGUAAGUUUAAAAAGGAUAAGAUAAUUUCUCCUCGCAACAUUUAUAUAUUGAAGUACGUUGCGGAUUUGUAUUAACUUAAAUUCAUGACAAGUGUAUUAUCGUUAUUUAUAUUAUUUAUGCGAAUAGAAUUUUGCUUUGAGCAGGUACUUGUAAUGGUAGUAUCAUUUGCGAGCUGUUCUGGGAACGUAGCAGCAAAAACGCACAUUCCAAUCGAUCUUUUCACAAAUCUAGUCAACACAGGACAAACCGGAGAAUCAAACUAUUUUUUUAUUCGAUUAUUGAAUUGUUACGUUGUCAGAACGGUUCCUUUUUAUUUCUAUUCUGUUUCUAAUUUAUUCGUUGGGAACGGAUCAGCGAGCGCGGCGAGCCGCGCUCGCCGAUUUCUUGUCGACACACUGUAUAUUCCUGAACAGAGAUGUUCGUCUCACUGGUACCAACACCAAGCUAAUAAGUCACUAGAAUAGCUUGUAUGCCAGCUGCACUAUCUGUAAAUACUUGCUUGUUUCAAUUAUUUAAUUUUACCUAGGGUAAAGCUGGCGGCGGCCGCUGCGACGGCCGCCGCCACCGCUUUUUCGUUAAGAUUCAAUCAAAUAUUUUGUACAUUUUUGUAUAUAUUUCGAUUAAUUUCGUGUGAAAAUGGUGAUUUAUUUUCCUCACUUGUUAUUAAAUUGUUGAGAGAUUUUCAUCUCGUAAAUGUAGAAGAAUUUUCUUCCAUCUCAGUGUGAAAACCGCUUCAAAAUUUCUUUCACCUUUCGCCGCGCGCGCGCUCCGCCGCCCGGACUAGGGAUUUUCGGGCGGCGGCGCGCGGCCGUCGCGAAAACGUCGCAUAACCACCGUGUAAAAAGUGUUUUUUAUCGAUUUUUAUUUUCAUAUGCGCUAGGCCUUUACUAGGUUAACUGUCGUCAAGUAUCGAUCAUUUUUAAAACGCCUCACUGCCCAAGUCGGUCGGAUUUUAAAAGCGACCGAUACCGCCUGUGCGUGAAAAUGUACAUUUUUGUAUAGAGUGUGAUCUAGAUGUUUGUGCCAUUGUAUCCGGGAUAAUUUUUUUAACGACUAACCAAUAACCAGAUGGCAAAGAAAAGUCUCGUCGUCUUGCCACCGAGUACCGGUCGGUGGCCCGGAAUCCCCCAGAUGUCGUUGUUGUGCCAAAUUGAAACAAACAGUUGGCAGCGCUGCCCCCGACCCGGUACUCCAUGAGAUGAACAAUCACUAGCAUCAAUGUUUAGGACAGCAAUAUAGUUGUUUUCGUGUCUAGUAAUUUAAGGUUGGUAGCGUUAAGGUGCGUUCACACACUUUCGGCCGAUUACUUAAACCGACGCACACUAGCGCCGCCUACAUCACCGUUUUGUAAUUUUUAUAAUUUUUCUACGACAAACAAAUCAGUAUUGUUGGGUCCGGCGCGGACUCCUCAGUCCCUUCAUCGAUACGAAGGAGUCGGCGCGAGCGUAGAUACGUAGCCAUAUUGUAACCCUAAAUUAGCUUAGGACACCUUUUGCGGGAACUCCGAGCCCUUGGUUCGGCAAAAGGGUCAUCUGUGUUGCUCGCGCCGACCUGCGGCGACCACAAAGCGACAAUCAGUACGACGUAUUGUUCCGAUUACGAACACAAGUCGCUGAGACGCAGAAACCGACGCGUCGUUGCACAGAAACCGGUUGCACGACUCUGCGAUAACCGAACAGUAUUCGCUUCACUGCCGAAGUCACAACAAUCAAAACAGGAAAACGAUGCUUCAAAAUCAACCUCACGCACAAAACCGAAACCGACGCGACAAACCGGUUUCACGUAAGCAACCAAACGACGUCCCAGUGGCUUGUGCGACCAGUCGAAAGAUCUCAGUUCAAGUGAUAGAAACGUGUGAUAGUAAGGAAGUGGUCGAGGAGUUGGCGCCCGACCGCUGAAUUCGGGUAGUUUUAUAUAUUUUUUUAUUUUCGGUUCGAGAAUGAAUGUGUUUACAAUCCAAUACAAAAAGUACGGUAUUCUAAAUAAUCAGUAGGUUGGACAAUGUAUCAGAUAGGACAAUUUAUUAACUUGGUAUCGUCUCAUCGAGUCAUGCAGUAACUGUGGAUGUAUAGUAAUUAUUUAAACAAACAAAAAUAGAUAUUGAUACCUCUUUAAGUUAGUUUUUAAGUUAUUAGAUGUCAAUGUUGUACAUAUUGCAUUAAAGUCACGUUUAUAGACUCAA
Molecule: messenger RNA, 4638 nt
Organism: Zophobas morio
Lineage: Eukaryota; Metazoa; Arthropoda; Insecta; Coleoptera; Tenebrionidae
Gene: Gprk1
Product: G protein-coupled receptor kinase 1
Exons: 14
Coding region: 256-2322 (688 amino acids)
Biological process (GO): regulation of signal transduction; protein phosphorylation; G protein-coupled receptor signaling pathway
Molecular function (GO): ATP binding; G protein-coupled receptor kinase activity; G protein-coupled receptor binding
Source: RefSeq, a predicted model, not a curated record